Aureobasidium musti is the source of this 813-nucleotide messenger RNA. The record is from the annotation of a GenBank genome assembly. NCBI's taxonomy places the organism in Eukaryota, Fungi, Ascomycota, Dothideomycetes, Dothideales, Saccotheciaceae.
AUGCCUCAACAUCACCCACAACAAGCACCUCCUCCCCCUCAGGCUCUCAUGUACCCCUCCCAACCUCCCAAUCUUUACGACCAACCUCCUUUUGCUCAACAACACCUCCAUCCCGACCUUCGCAAUAUCCAACCCACCCAACAGCCUCAGCCACCCCGUCCGAACCAGUCUCCGGCCAGUGCUGCCAGACAGUAUGCUCAAGCAGCUCAAGCAGCCCAACUACAACAGCAGCAACAACGAUUCUCUCCGCACCAGCACUUUCAGCCCGCACUCGCACCCGCUCCGGUAGCACAGCAUCAACUUGUACCAGAAUUACCCAACCAGAGCUUCGGCAAUUUCCUAGCUGAGGAUCGUAAGGUGCAUCCGCCAUCACCACCAGCACGCGAUCUCAUGCCCACUCCAAUGGCCGACAUGCCAGUGCAUAUGCGUCUACCUCGCAAUCAGGACGCCACUUGCCAGUUAGACAGCGUUAUGUUGGACUUUGCGACAGAGCGCCGCAAAGCUGCAGCCCAGGGCACGCCUUCCUCCUCACUAGUCGGCCCGGCCUACCCUUCUAUAUCGUCUCUCCUCAACCCAGCUCGCGCACCCAAGUCGCAUCCUUUGAGCAAGCUCUUUACCGACGUUUUGGCCAACCUUCCUGAAAUCGACCAGAUCCCAGAGCAGGUUGCCUGCUUGUAUAUAAUGUUCCUCGUCAUGCGCUGGCGCAUUGCUCCUACUCAGGAGAACUUUGAACGCCUACCCGAAUGGAUUCGCCCUAUCCGGUCGCAGCUUGAAGUCAGCCACCCCAUCUGGUUCGACAACGUGCCAUGGUAA